GGGCAACUUCGAGAGGCAGAGCGGCACGCCGCCCGCCGGAGGAGGUCUGGGCGGCAGUGUGCUCGGCGGAGCCGGCGGCAGGGAGCCCGGCUCCGGGCAGCUCAGUAAGUGCCUCCCGCUGGCCGGGGCUCGGGCGGCGGGGCUGGGAGCGGGGCUGUGCUGGACGUGAUUGGGCCUCCCGUGAAGGUCACGCGUGUGCCAGGCUUGGAGAAGUGUUAGAAAUGGGCACCUUUAUGCCUUCUCUAGCAGUCGCUCUCUAAAGAUAAAUCCGUGCCCUUUUAGGAAAGAGAGUUGAGCUUAACCAUUAAGCCCAUAGCGUAUAUACGUUUGGAGUCUACAAGCUAUCAAAAGUGGAUUGUCGGUGCAUUGGUGUGGCUCAGUUGUCCUGAAGUGGUGCUGAAUUUGACAGGUAUUACUUGGUCGUAUACAAUGCAGUGUGUCCAAUCGCUGCUGCUGUCCUGCUUCUCGAGUGCUGGCUGCUGUGGGGUUGAGGGCAGUGGGGAUGGUUGGAAAACUGUCACGAAGCUGGCCUUAAAAGCUCUUGGGUUUUAAUACAGCAGAUAGCUUAGAAUACAAUUGUUUGUGUGUUUUAGCGAUAUUACUUUCAAGACCAGUUAAGUUUUAAUAAUCUGGUAGCUUAUGGAAGUCAUUCUGAGAGAGAGAAGCUGCCCAGCCACCUGACUUCUGAGGCUUUAAUGAACUCAUGGACAGUAUUGAUAUGUGAGAGGGGCUGUGGUCAUAGUGAAAGACUUGUUAAUAUAUAUAUGUAUUCUGACAUACCUGGAGGCAUGUUUACCAAACAGUCCUACGCUUUCUUUGCUUUAGAAGAAGUUUCAAAUGUUGCAAAGAGAUGCUGUUGAGAUCUCAAAUAUGAAGAGAGAGUAUCUUUAUGGCUUGGACAGCACGCAACAGAGAGGCUUUCAGCUUUUGUAAUUGUUAAAUAUAUUUUGAAAAUUGUAUGGCUUUUUUCUUUAAUUCUUGCUGCUUACACUGCACUUAUCUUGUUUACAAAUGCUUAGAAUGUCACACUUGGCUUUGUCCAACCUUCAGGAAGGUUCUUUUCGUGAUAAGGUUGGUGAAUGUUGGAAAAACUCCGUUUUGAGGUUAUGAACCAGUAUUAAUUUCUAUUUCAUUAAAAACAGCAUCCCUGGGGAUUCCAAACGGUUCACCCCAUUGACGAAACAUUCUCUGUGAUUUGUUAAUGAAUGUUGUUUCCAGCCGUUGGUCACAUCUGUACUAGAAUUAGAAGAACAGCAGCCUGUGUAUCUAUGGAGUUUAACACACUCAAUAAAUUGACUUUGUGGAGUUCUAGACCAACGUAUAUUCAUGUGAAGACAUCUUAAUGGUCAUUUGGUCGAUCUGCUGAAUGAUAGAUAUGGAGAGGUUGCCCCUAUUAAGAAGAAGAACUAUCAGAGGAUAAAGGAGAGGAUCUAAAAAACAUUUUUGGUGCUGUGUGAUAGUUCUGAGGCUUAAUAAAAGUUACUGUGAUGUUAGACCUUAGGUUAAAGGUUAUGAAUAAGCGUAUUGAAAUCUGCUAUCUGUAAUAGAAUUUUGGAGUGUACUUUUUUUUGUCUCAAAAAUGUUUCAAAAGGCAAUUAACACUGAGUGAUACUGGAAGUCAGGUGACUUAUGGUCAUCAUUAGACUUCAUUGAGAUCUGGAAUCUAGCACAGAGCUAGCAGUUGUGUCAUUGCUGUUCUACCUGAGUCUGGUUGAUGAUAACAAGAACUGAUAAGGACUGAUGUCUGAAUUUAAGUCAAUUUGCAAAUGUUUAAAAAAAAAAUUGCAAAAGACUGAUGGGCUGAAAGUUAUCAGAUGCUUGCAAGAGUGCUUUUUAUUUCACCUGCCCCUCUACUCUAUGCUGGAGAGACCCCAGCUGGAGUACUGUGUCCGGAUGUGGAGUCCUCAGUACAGAAGAGACAUAGUCAUGUUGGAGUGUGUCCAGAAAACGGCCACAAAAAUUUUGCAAGGGAUGGAACAACAUGUCCCAACUAUGAGGACAGGCUGAGAGAACUGGGGAUCUUCAGCCUGGAGAAGAGAAGGUUCUGGGGAGACCUGAGAGCAGCUUUCAGUAUAUAAGGGGAGGGUCUAUAAGAAAGAAUGGGACAGAUGUUUUAGAAGGAUCUGUUGUGAUAGGACAAGGGGAGAUAGCUUCAUAGUAGAAAAGGAGAUUUAGACUGGAUAUAAGGAAGAAGUUUUUUACAGUAAGGAUGGUGAGGCACUGGAGCAGGUUCCCAGAGAGGUGGAUGCUCCGUCCCUGGAGACACUCAAGGUCAGGCUGGAUGGGGCUCUGAGCAACCCAAUCUCACUGUAGGUGUCCCUGUUCAUUGCAGGGGAGUUGAACUAGAUGGCCCGUAAGUGUUCCUUCCAACUCAAACAUUUCUAUGAUUCUGUUUUCAGCAUCUGGUAUUGUAUUUAGUUAGAGAAAUAAACCACAGAUCAAAUCCAGCAUUAAGUCUGUCUAUUUGCCCCAGUUAUUAAGUUAAAUUCUGUUGAGAGGUGCAGACGCUUAUUCCUGCAUUUGUGGAGACUUGCUGAGGAUUUCUGCAAGGCUAUUGCAGUUGUCCCAGGCAACAAACAGAACCUGAGGAAAUGGCCACAAGUUGUACCAGAGGAGGUUUAGGUUAGACAUAAGGAAAAACUUUUUCUCUCAGAGAGUGGUCAGGCACUAGAAUGGCUGCCCAGGGAGGUGGUGGAGUCGCCAUCCCUGGCAGUGUUCAAGAGGUGUCUGGAUGAGGAGCUACGAGAUAUGGUUGAGUGGCUUGUGUAGCAAUGGUAAUGGGAGGACGGUUGGACUGGAUGAUCUUGUAGGUGCUUUCCAACCUUGUGAUUCUGUGAUUCAGUUACCUUCUCUCACUUCAGUAUGCCUAAAUGGGUUUGAGAAUAAAACAGUAAUUUUCUUUGUAGAAACUGUUGAUGUAGAAAGUAGUGGAAUUAGGCAUGAUUGUCAUUUCAAGGUCACUCAAAUUUUAUGCCUCAGUGGAGAAAAUUAAUCAUGUGGUCAACUUUUAUGUAAUAAAAAAAGUUCUGUUGAUAUUUCCAGUUGGAAUUCCUUCUCAGCACUAGCCCUGUACCUGCUCCCACCACCACCAACUUAGGUGAGUCUUUGUGGUUGUAUGCUGAGGUUUUUUGAUAAUUUGAGUGGUUGUAGAAAAAGUGACAGGCAAUUCUAAGUGGAUCCGAAGCGUGCUUGGAAUGCUGCCCUAGGAUUUCUAUGGAGCAACUAGAAACUUUGCAGUGUAUACCCCUUCACGUACAGAAUGAGAGAAUUUCAGUGCAGGUGUUCAUUGGCAAGCUAAAUAGGAGUCUGUACUGGCAUUUUUUUCUCCCCUAAUUUUUUUGCUUAUAGGCUGCUACAGAGAAGAUGUGAUGAAAUAUCACAGCAAUUAAACAACUAGCAUCAUGUGGUAACGUAGGGACUGAGGGGCCGUUUUGUCUUUGAACCAUGCUUUAGAGAACUUGCUUACAAGGCAGUUGAUAGUCAGAUGACCUGAUUUUCUUGUAUUUUUGGAAAAAAUACCACUCCGUUUUGCGACAGCAGUCGUGUCACAGCUGCAAACAGGGAUUAAGCUAAAUUAUGUUGAAAAAUAUGUACGGGAUGCUUCUGUUCUUCAAAUUUAAAACAAACUGACUUUAUGAAGGAGUCAACGCUGGUCCUUUAGUUGCACAACACGUCCUUCGUAUCAUGUCUUUCAGCUAGAUCUUCCCAAACUUCAUGUUUGCCUCUUCGUUGUUUUCAAUAGCAGUGACCCACAUCUGCCAGACUGUUCUGAAACUUCUUUCCUACAGCUGGUCAUAUGAACGGCAUGGUGUGAAAGUUCCUGCUUCGUAUAGUAUUGCAGAUCUCUUGCAAGCCUGUGGUUGUCACCUACAUUUUAAGUUUAAAUUCAUGUCGCCUUUCCCUCACCUUUACGCAGUAUAAAAAGUGAUACUUAAAGUUUAGAAAUAAUUCAGUGGCUUGAAUGUCUCAUCUUUAUUGCCCAGACUCAAAUGUUGUGCCAGUAAAUCCUUGAGGCUGACAGCCAUAAUUCGAGCUCGAGCAUCGUGGGCUACGCCUGGUUAAUGCUAUUUCCUGAAGGGAUGCAACUUACGCUCCUGGAACUCACUUUAGUUCUAAAGACAGAUCAGAAUCUGCCUUUUAAUUUCUUCCUUGUAAGGAAGAAUUUUUUUUUUUUAAUUUUGAAACAGCUUUAAUGGCAAUCAUAAGGAAAGAGGUGAAACUUGGAUGCUGUGUUUCCUGAGCAUUUCCAAAGUGAAGGUGUUUGUAAGUUUCCAGGGAACUGAUUCCAAUUCUGUGAAAUUAUCUGCAAAUACAUUAAGUUAAUUUUGCUACUGUGCAGUGAACUCCAGGGUUUGCCUGUGGUUUGGGAUUUUGUUUGUUUCAGCUAUAGUGAAGUAGCUCCCUGGUUUUGCCUAUAGCCUUUGAAAUUCAAUUGGGUCCUGCUGCAUGUGGGAAGAGCUUAUUGAUGAUGCUGCCAUAGGAAAGGGGUGUCUUCCUAGCAGCCCUGAAUGCUGAGUUGCAGACACAGCAACAGUGUGGCUGUGUAUGGGCCCUUGUCAUUAUCAGUGUUUCACCCAGAUUUUUGCUUUGGAUAUAUGUAUCAGAACAGGGAUACCUGCUCACUCAGCUUAAAUGGCAGUUUAAGAUUGGAAAUUAGGAAGGAGGUAUAAUAUCUGUUGUUUUAGUGACUAGUUCUUUGGUUGGCAGGGUUGCCCUCUAUUUUUUUUUUUCUGGGUUAUGGUUGGUUUUGUUUGUUUUAUUGCUUUUGUUCUAUUAAAAUGUUUGCUGGUUUCUUUAUGAGAGUAACCAAAAACAUCUGUGAUCUUGUUAGCUACCCCUGCAGGAGCUGUGGGGUCAUGCGAUGAUUUGUGGGUGAGGUGGUGGCUGCAAUGCCUGUGUUAGGAAAGGUGCUCCCUUUGUGAAGGACAGCAUAGAAGGGUGUAGGUAAAGAGCCCAACUGAAACUGUUGACAGUGACAGAUGGGAGAUACCAAAUGUUGUCUCUAAAGUACAGAAGACUGUUCAAAAAGGAAGAUGCUUCUAAGUAAUGCCAAAAGAAAGAGGAAUGAGGUUUUUGAUGGCUGCAGUCAGUGAGUGGAUAGUUUAAUCUUUGGUAGGUAUCUGUAUUAAUUUGGGAUACUUUGGUAGACGUGAAGAUAGGUUAGUAUCUGUAACGGUGUAGCUGCACAAAGAAAUAAGGUAGCGCAAAGUAAGUGCGACAGUGUUGGGCAAAGUAGGGCAGGUUUAUAUCAUGUUGUUACUGAGUAGCAAGUGUUCAUUAUGUUCAGAUUAUACUUUACCUUGCAGUAACUCAUUUGUGUGUUCUUCUCUUAGCUUUGUACAGUUACCCUCUGGGGAGUACAGCUGCAUGAGUCUGGGCUUUCUGUUCUGUUCCUGUGCCAGAACUGCUGCUAAUGUUCUGUGCGGGGAGAGCAGAAGUGAACCUGUGCACAUAGGCUGGUGCUGUAGUUAAUUCAGUUACGUGUGAGCUUAACCAUGCCUUGCUUGAAAGUUGCAGCAAGAUGAGCAAACUUUGCACUGAAGCAAAGAGCGCUCCUUCCUACCACUUCUGGUUUUGUAGAGAGAAGGGAGAAGGCAAGAAGAUUAGCGGGGGAUUUGUGUUUGAGAGCAGCUUUUGGAAGCUUCUUAAGCUUCCCUGCGUGUAAUUUCAGUUCUCUAUAAAGGAUACAGAGUUUCAGAGGAAGAGAAACUACAGUAGAACAAACAGUUUUGCGAUCGCGCUGGAAGCAUCAGUACUCUCGAUUCCUUAGAUUUUGCAAGAUACUCCGACGACGGCAAUAGGGAAACGGACGAAAGAGUAGCAGUCCUGGAGUUUGAACUACGGAAAGCCAAGGAGACCAUACAGGCCCUCCGAGCCAACCUGACUCAGGCUGCAGAAAAUGAAGUUCCUUUGCAGGAACGAAAAAAUUAUAAAUCGAGUCCUGAAAUUCAGGAGCCAAUCAGACCUCUUGAGAAAAGAGCUCUAAACUUCCUAGUUAAUGAAUUUUUAUUGAAGAAUAGUUACAAGCUUACAUCAAUAACAUUUUCAGAUGAAAACCAUGAUCAGGAUUUUGAAUUGUGGGAUGACGUGGGAUUGAACAUUCCAAAACCCCCUGACCUUUUACAACUCUAUCGUGACUUUGGAAACCAUCAUGUUACUGCAAGAGAUGUCGUGGAUGUAUCAGUUGGUGUAGAUGAUGAUGAGUUGGAGGCUACCACCCCUAUACUUGGGACUGUUCCGGUAUUUGAAACAACACCACAAUCAAUAGAACAAUGUUUAAUAGUGCAAAAAUUAGAAGAUCAAAUUAGUGUGUUAAACAAUGAGAAAUGGUCUUUGAUGGAACAAAUCCAAAGACUUGAGAGUGAAAUAGAUUUCCUCAAGAAUGAAAACUUUGCUGUGUCUACGGUUUAUGGUGUAGCUCCCCAUCCUUCCUUAAAGCAAGUGCCUCAUACAGACUCAGAGGACAAUGGACGGUACUUGGAUAUCAAGAGCUCUGAGAACGACAGUAAACAUGGAAACACUGAGGAAAAAAGCCUUUCUUCAUCAGCUGAACAUGAUACAAGGACUUCUAAAGAUGAUACACUAAAUUCUGUGCCCUGUAAAGACCCAGAGAAAGUGUCCUCUUGUGCUCCGUCAAAGAAAACUGCAGUGCACUUUGAUAAACCGAAUAGGAAAUUGUCACCAGCUUUCCAUCAAGCACUACUGUCUUUCUGUCGAAUGUCAGCAGAUAGUCGCUUGGGAUCAGAGGUAUCUCGAAUUGCUGACAGUGAGAAAAGUGUCAUGCUAAUGUUGGGACGCUGCCUGCCUCAUAUUGUUCCUAAUGUGCUGCUUGCUAAGCGAGAGGAACUGAUCCCACUCAUACUGUGUACAGCCUGCCUUCAUCCCGAACCCAAAGAGAGAGAUCAGCUUCUACACAUACUGUUCAAUUUGAUCAAACGACCAGAUGAUGAGCAAAGGCAGAUGAUACUGACCGGUUGUGUGGCAUUUGCCCGACAUGUUGGACCAACACGUGUAGAAGCUGAGCUUUUACCACAGUGUUGGGAACAGAUUAACCACAAAUACCCAGAGAGACGGCUACUGGUAGCAGAGUCUUGUGGAGCACUAGCACCUUACCUUCCAAAGGAAAUUCGUAGUUCAUUAGUGCUUUCCAUGCUGCAACAAAUGCUAAUGGAAGAUAAGGCAGAUCUGGUACGAGAAGCUGUGAUCAAAAGCCUUGGCAUCAUUAUGGGAUACAUUGAUGAUCCAGACAAAUAUCAACAGGGCUUUGAACUGCUGCUUUCAGCUUUAGGAGACCCUUCGGAACGUGUAGUUAGUGCAACACAUCAAGUAUUUUUACCUGCUUAUGCUGCCUGGACAACAGAACUGGGAAACUUACAGUUCCAUCUUAUACCUACACUGCUUAGUAAGAUUGAAAAACUGCUCAGGGAAGGAGAGCAUGGUUUGGAUGAACAUAAGCUCCACACGUAUCUAUCUGCUUUGCAGUCACUGAUUCCAUCGUUGUUUGCAUUGGUGCUACAGAAUGCACCUUUCACAAGCAAGGCUAAACUUCAGGGAGAAGUACCACAAAUAGAAGUCACUAGAUUUCCCCGACCUGCAUCACCUCUUCAGGAUGUGGCUAUCAUCAUCGGAAGCCGUGAACAAUUGGCAGUACUGUUGCAACUUUACAACCAUCAGCUAGAACAUGAGGGGACCACAGGCUGGGAGACUUUGCUAUGGGUAGUCAAUCAACUGUUACCACAGCUUAUAGAAAUAGUUGGCAAAAUCAAUGUAGCAUCAACUGCAUGUGUCCAUGAGUUCUCCAGAUUUUUCUGGCGACUUUGUAGGACAUUUGGGAAGAUUUUUACAAACACUAAGGUAAAACCACAGUUCCAGGAAAUACUAAGACUGUCUGAGGAAAACAUAGAUUCCACAGCAGGUAAUGGAGUGCUAACAAAAGCUACAGUUCCCAUCUAUGCAACAGGGGUCCUUACGUGUUAUAUUCAGGAAGAAGACCGCAAACUGUUAGUUGGAUUCUUGGAAGAUGUCAUGACCAUGCUUUCGCUAUCCCACGCUCCUCUUGAUAGCCUGAAAGCUUCCUUUGUGGAACUGGGUGCGAACCCAGCUUAUCAUGAGUUGCUGUUAACUGUCUUAUGGUAUGGAGUUGUCCAUACUUCAGCUCUUGUUCGAUGCACAGCAGCUAGAAUGUUUGAGCUGUUGGUGAAGGGGGUACAUGAAACUCUGGUAGCUCAGAGAGUUGUUCCUGCUCUCAUUACUCUCUCCAGUGACCCUGAAAUUUCAGUGAGGAUAGCGACAAUUCCUGCUUUUGGGACCAUCAUGGAAACUGUUACACAAAGAGAGCUUCUGGAAAGGGUAAAAAUGCAGCUAGCAUCUUUCCUGGAGGACCCUCAAUAUCAAGACCAACAUUCUCUUCAUACAGAAAUCAUAAAAACAUUUGGAAGAGUUGGACCUAAUGCUGAGCCCAGAUUUAGAGAUGAAUUUGUUAUUCCACACUUGCACAAAUUAGCCUUGGUCAACAACCAGCAGUCCGUGGAUUCUAAGAGACUGGAUAUCGCUACCCACCUGUUUGAAGCCUACAGUGCUCUUUCCUGUUGUUUUAUUUCAGAGGAUUUAAUGGUCAAUCACUUCUUACCAGGACUUAAGUGUUUACGAAUUGACAUGGAACAUCUCUCACCAGAGCAUGAGGUUAUUUUAAGCUCCAUGAUAAAAGAGUGUGAACAGAAAGUGGAAAAUAAGACCGUCCAAGAACCACAGGGCUCGAUGUCAAUCGCUGCGAGCCUUGUGAGCGAGGAUACAAAGACCAAGUUUUUGAACAAAAUGGGCCAGCUGACUACAUCAGGUGCAAUGUUGGCUAACGUGUUCCAGAGGAAGAAGUAAGGCGGGAAGAGGAGCUCCCAACUAACACUAAGAUGGACCUCACAGAGACUGGUUCCUGUACUUGAAGUACUUGCCUUUUAAUUUCUUCUGUCUUAUGUUCUUGUAGUAUAAUUUUAUUCUAACCUCCAAAGAUAUUUGCACUGCUUUUGAAUAUCGCUGUGUAUCUGUUAAUUUUGGGUUAACUGUGGUUGAUAUAAAAACUGAAAUCAUAGUCUGUACCAAGUCCCUGUUCUGUGUUCUUGUCUUUCCAGCAUAAUUUUUUUUUUUAUAUAGUGGAAGGGUUUCGUUUUUGUUUUUUUAUUAUUAUUUUCCGACAGGAUAUCAGCAAAUAUCUGUAUUAUACAUGGAGCUAUUAUGACGGUACUUAAAAUAAUGUAAAUUUGAAGUCAUUGUCAUGAAGUAAUAAAAGUGAAGAUUACUUAUGUAUUUAAAUUAUGAAAGAGUAAUGCAGAUUUUUUUAUUAUGUUUCUAAAAAGAAGAGGAGGAGCCACCAGCAUUUGUCUGUGCUUCUAGGGUUGUUUUUGUAAGUAUUGUGCAUCUCGAAUCCAGAGGAAUUGCAGUAUCUAAUGUGUAACACUGCUUGCACUGCAUCAGUCUGCAGGGAAUGCUCAUGUUUCAGAUGCUUUAUGCUGACAUUGUAAAUGCUGUACAAAAUCCUUCAGAUAAAAUACUCACAUCUGUUGUGGUUUUUUGAGGGAUGUUUUGUUUUGUUGGAGUUUUUGUUUUAUUUUGAAGCACUUUAACAACCAGUGUACACAUCCAGAGACACAUACGCUUGAGUAAAGGAAAAAUGUGAUACUAUUAACAAAUGUAUAAGCUACUACAGGGGUCCCAAUGCAGUACUGCAGGCAGAGUAACCUUAUGCAGGAGAAAGAAUGCUCUUGUCUUGCACGCACUGUGCAGCUCUGUGUACUGUGAAAGCUAAAAUUAGAAGAUCUUGUUGUUUAGUUUAAAUUUCAGUUCAAAUUUCAUUUCGGAAUAUUUGAAACUACGUUAAGGGAGUUUGACACACAGCAUUUCUUUCAGGUGUUAGCCAGACUGACAACGUAUUUCACAAAAGCGUUACGAGGAGUAUCCUGUAAUCAAGUGUUCUUGUUAGCAGGGAAGCAUUAAGAACCAAACCCGUUCAUUUUUAUGCAGCACUUAUUUGUUUUUUCCUUUAUGUCAAUGUAACCUUCUGAGAGUAAACUCAAGUGCAUGCAUAAACUGCUAAGAUGUGGUAAAAUGUAAAAGGUCAGGCGUUCUCUGACACAGUGCCCUUCGGUUGGAAGUAUGAACGUCUUUAAGGAUAGCGAAGCAAAAGGAGUGAUGGGAGAAAUUACUGUCUCCUGAGACAGAAUAUAGAUGGCAGCACUUCUCAUCCUGCCCUCAGAAGUAAUAGAGAUCAUCUGAGGCUUCUGACUGCUUCGUGUUUGUGCCUGCUGGCUCUGCGUAGACGGUUGCCUGCCAUGUUUGUGUUGUGACAGGGCCUGCUGCACACUUGCACACUGUCAGUCCCUUCACACUGCACUGAGACAUUUUUUCUCAAGAUUACAGACAGUUCCAUGCCUUCUUGUUGCUUGUUACCAUGAAAGUAUGCUUUUAGCAGACUGACUGUCAAAUGGAGACAUUCCUGAGGAAUGGGAAGUGGUGAUGUUUCCUCUCUAUUGUUUCAUUGUCAAUAAAAAGUUUUGUAUACCUGC
Gallus gallus (chicken) is the source of this 10556-nucleotide messenger RNA. RefSeq names its product KIAA1468 (gene RELCH). Lineage: Eukaryota; Metazoa; Chordata; Aves; Galliformes; Phasianidae. Gene Ontology annotation, molecular function: protein binding. The transcript is spliced from 29 exons. The record is from RefSeq and is a predicted model, not a curated record. Gene Ontology annotation, cellular component: recycling endosome; trans-Golgi network. Gene Ontology annotation, biological process: intracellular cholesterol transport. The coding region runs from base 6337 to 8874 and encodes 845 amino acids.